This is a messenger RNA of Staurois parvus, 519 nucleotides long. The record is from the annotation of a GenBank genome assembly. NCBI's taxonomy places the organism in Eukaryota, Metazoa, Chordata, Amphibia, Anura, Ranidae.
UGGUCAUCUCCUGUACUGUGUCCGCAGUCUCUAGUCAUCUCCUGUGCUAUGUCCGCAGUCUCUGGUCAUCUCCUGUACUGUGUCCGCAGUCUCUGGUCAUCCCUGUACUGUGUCUGCAGUCUCUGGUCAUCUCCUGUACUGUGUCUGCAGUCUCUGGUCAUCUCCUGUACUGUGUCUGCAGUCUCUGGUCAUCUCCUGUACUGUGUCCGCAGUCUCUGGUCAUCUCUUGUACUAUGUCUGCAGUCUCUGGUCAUCUCCUGUACUAUGUCCGCAGUCUCUGGUCAUCUCUUGUACUAUGUCCGCAGUCUCUGGUCAUUCCUGUACUGUGUCCGCAGUCUCUGGUCAUCUCCUGUACUAUGUCCGCAGUCUCUGGUCAUCUCCUGUACUGUGUCCGCAGUCUCUGGUCAUCUCCUGUACUAUGUCCGCAGUCUCUGGUCAUCUCCUGUACUAUGUCCGCAGUCUCUGGUCAUCUCCUGUACUGUGUCCGCAGUCUCUGUGGUUGUAAAGAUUUUUUUUCUU